Alexandromys fortis (reed vole) is the source of this 6568-nucleotide messenger RNA. It is a transcript of the gene Pik3ip1, whose product is annotated as phosphoinositide-3-kinase interacting protein 1. Gene Ontology annotation, molecular function: endopeptidase activity; signaling receptor binding; phosphatidylinositol 3-kinase catalytic subunit binding. The transcript is spliced from 6 exons. The coding region runs from base 4393 to 5223 and encodes 276 amino acids. The record is from RefSeq and is a predicted model, not a curated record. Gene Ontology annotation, biological process: negative regulation of phosphatidylinositol 3-kinase/protein kinase B signal transduction. Lineage: Eukaryota; Metazoa; Chordata; Mammalia; Rodentia; Cricetidae.
UGGUAUAGAGGAUGUGUGUACCUCAAUGAAUAAAACUAAGAGUCCAAAAAUAGACAGUUUUAUGGACUAUUAGUUUUCCACUAGGGUAUUAAGACCAUUUAAGAGCGCACUGAAGUUUAGCAAGAUUUAAAGUUUUGUACAUAGGACUAUCAAGAAAGUGAAGAAAGGGGCUGGAAAUUAACAAUGAAGUGCGUGUUCAGUAUUCAAGAGGACCUGAAAGAAAGCGGGGAGGGACGGGGGCGGCAUUAGUCACAAGAAUUCCAGGGAGCUAGUUAAAGAGCCACAGACCCCAGGAUUAGGGCUAUCAUGCUGUCCCAUUCCUGAAGCCUGUGUGAGGACCAUCACAAGAGGCGCCAAACACUAUGGGAAAUUAGAGUUGCUGUGGCAUGAAAGAGGAAGACACUCAAUGUCCUCCUUCAGUCUAAUGCCUGGACUCUUAACUCAGGUCUUCAAGCUUGCAGGACUGUUACCCAAUAAGCCAUCUUGCCAGAUUCAUUCUCUCAUUCUCUCCCUUGCUCCCCUCUCUUUUGGUUUUGUUUUUGGACAGCAUCUCACUACAUAGCCCAAGACAGCCUUAAACUUAGGGAUACUCUUGCCAAGCCUCCUAGUGAUGUAAUUACAGGCAUUUUUAUUUAUUUAUUUAUUUGUUUGUUUGUUUGUUUGUUUUUUACCGUGCCUGGCUUCUAGUAGUUUCCUAUAUGUAAACAGGUCCUAUGUUUGUCCCUUCUCAUGGCCCUGUUCAGUCUGGACCCUCCAGACCUUCCAGAUGCCCCUGGUUGAGCUCUCCCUCACAUCUACAACAAAACCUUCUCCUCAACCAUAACUAGGAGUGGCUGUGUCCUCAUUUUCAUUCAAUUUUCUUGGCUAUCCCAAAUUGCUUUUAAGUCAGGGUCUCUCUACAUAAUCCCAAUUAUCUUGGAACUCACUUUGUAGUCCAGGCUGGCCUUGAAUUCACAGAGAUUCAUCUGCCUCUGCCUUCCAAGUGCUGGGAUUAAAAGUGUGAGCCACCUCUGCCAAACUGUUCAAUGUUUUUUAACACCAUCACUAUAAGUAAAGCACAGAUUCUUUUCAAAGUUUAUGCUCAUAAAGUAUUUGAUAAACUUCUGUGUAAGUCAGUACUAUGCUCAUGCUAGGUUUUGGCAAAUCUUGUUUUAUAUUUAUUUCAGUUUUUUUCAAGACAGGGUUUUUCUGUGUAUCUCUGGCUGCCUCGAACUCACAGAGAUCUGCCUGUCUCUGCCUCCCAGAAUGCUGGGAUUAAAGGCACAUGCCACCACUGCCCAGCAUUUUAUAUUAUUUUAUGUGUAUGGAAUUUUGUUUUUGUUUUUUGAGACAGGGUUUCUCUGUAGCUUUUGGAGCCUGUCCUGGAACUAGUUCUGGUAGGCCAGGCUGGCCUUGAACUCACAGAGGUCUGCUUGCCUAUUUCUGGGAUUAAAGGUGUGCACCACUGCUGCCAGGCCUGUAUGGAUGUUUUUCUGCAUUUGUCUAUAUAUUUUUGCAUGCCUGGUAUGACAGAGGCCAGCAUAGGGUGUUGGAUUCCCAGGCCUAGAUACAAAGCACCUAUUGCUCUUUAACUCAUGAGCCAUUUCUCCAGGUAGCAAGCCCUUUCCCCCAAAACACACAUACACAUAAUUUAAAAAUAAUAAUAAAAUCUAAAUACCUCUGGUCUAUACUUACCAACUAUUUCAUGCUUAACAGCUAAGUUUACAGUAUCCGGUCUCCCUAUGACCCUAUGAGCAUGUUUUCAUAAAUGGGAAAGCUAUGUAAUUUUUCUUACUUCUUUUCCUUCUUUUUUCUUUUCAUUUUCCAAGACAGGGUUUCUCUGUGUAACUGCUGUGAUUAUCCUGGAACUAGCUCUGGAGACCAGGCUGGCUUUGAUUAAAGGCGUGAGCCACCACCGCCCAGCUCAAAGUUUGUGGGACAGGGUCUUGCACAACUUAGUCUAGUCUCAAACUCCCUAUGUUCAUACUCAAGGAUGACCUUGAAUUUGUGAUCCUCCUGCCUCCUCAUCCGGAGCUGGGAUUACAGGGUUGUACUCCCCUACCCAGUUUGUGCUGUUAGGGAUCAAACACACUAUCAACUGAGGUGUUUAAGAGGACAUGGCUCUGCACUUAUGAGAUCUGAGUGCAAAUCCUCAGCACACACAUUUUGCCAGGCUUGGCUAUGUGAGCCUUAUAAUCCAGCACUGGGGAGCAUGGAGAGGAGGGUCCCCGGGACUUGAGUGUUCUCAGGAGGGUCACUGGCCAGCCAGCCCAGCCUAAGUGUCCUCCUUCUGCUUCAGUAAGAAAUCCUGUGUCAAGGCAGUAAGACAGGAGACAUCCUGCGCUGGCUUCCUUAUCACACAGAGACACAUAUCACAUACCCCAUGUGGUACCACCCCCACAUACAUGCAAAUUCUUUUGGGAGGGGGCAUUUAUUUGUAUGAGUGUUUGGUCAGCAUGUGUGAUAUGGGCCAGGUUGGUGUCUGGAGGUUAGAAGAGGGUGCUGGAUCCCUGCAACUGGAUACAGUUGGUUUUGAGCUAAGUGAGGGGAACUGAACCUGGAUCUUCUGCAAGAACAGGUGCUUCUAAGCACUGAACCAUUUCUCAACCCUGACACAAUGUUGUUUAAAAAAAAAAAAACACCUCAGGAGAGUUGGAGAGACAGUUCAGAGGUCAGGAGUACUUGCUGCUCUUCCAGAGGACCUGAGUUCCCAGGACACACAUCAGUCACAUCCCAUGGCCCACAACUGCCUGGAACCCAUGUUCUAGAGGACCCGAAGCUUUCCUCUGAGUGCAGACACAGAUAGACACACAAAUAAAAAUAAACGUUUUUCUUUUAAAAAGACACCUCAGGCAGGAUUCAAUCACUUCUAAUUAGUUAAAAUCGUGUCAGCUUUCUACUAUGAUAAAGUCCAUAAAACUUAUUUAGCAGUGUUAUUUUCCCCUCCCUACAUUAUUGUGGCAAGAUCAAAACAGAGUCUCCCAUUUCUAUUCUGGGACUUGCCUGAGUCACAAGGUAGUCUUGGCAAAUCACUCUGCUCUCUCUCUCAAUUUACUGAGGCUGCUUGGGAACCUCAACUGCCAGCCAAACUAGGUCCAAAAGUCCCAAGUUACGUGGUGGAUGUGGUUUAAGGAUAGGAAUGCAUUACUGCAACUGGAUUUCCUACAGACCGUUGGGGGGGGGGCAUUUUACUUAAUUUUAGGGCUCGUAGAAAGGGCAGACUUUACAAUACAGCUAGCAAUCCCAGUGUUUGUAUAACAUGCAUUUUCAACUCAAGACACCCUCUCCGCAUUCCUACUACAUAUGGGUACCCCAAACCUCAAAUGUGAGUAAAGGAAUGUGACUGACCUGACCUUGGCAAAGUACAGUUUAAAUACAUACAUAUGGUUAGAGUUGUUUCCAAUAUUCUUACUUGUGCUGCCAAUGUGCUCUUAAAUGCCUCCUGCUUUUGUAAUCAGCAUCCUCUCUCACUACUGCUCUGGGCUUUAGCCCUAAUCCAGCCCACUCCGCGAUGCCUUCUGACACAAUGGCUCUGUACUCACAGACGGAAAAAAGAAGAAAAGCUCUGGGGAUGCAGUCGUGCAGGUCGCAAAUGGAUCUGCUGCUCUAAGCAAAGCCUGAACCUCUCGUCAUUCUUGACUUGGCUGAGUUCCUCUCUUGGCUCAGGGUUAGUGAUCUAGUAUGGUCUAGGAGGCUUAGGACCCAGGGGGCGCCUUUCAGCUGACAAACACCUCGGCUGCAGCAAGCUAGCUGGGAAGCUCCCAGUUCUAAAGAGAGGCUGUUUACCAGAAGAGCGAGCAUAACAAGGGCCGGUCUCACUGCAAGGCUGGGAACUAGGAGGCAAAACUGCUGUCAAGGAGACCCCAUUCGGACACUGGCUGUUCAGUCACCUGCAAGCCGGAAGAGGCAAGGAUGCUGUUGGCAGCGGUACAUAUAUUUCUUCUCAGCACCAUGCUUCUGGAAGGAGCCUAUGGAUCUGGAGGCGCACAGACCUCCUCCCCUCUCCAGCUUCCUCCCGUGGCUCUCCGCUGAGGGGAGUGGGAGCUGAAGAGAUGUGGCAGAUUCCCUCAGCUGAAGUCUCAAAUGAUUGGCUUCACUAAAUCAAAGGCUUUUGUGGAAUUCUCUUGGGAGCUGGUGGUGUCUGUUAAACUAGCAGAAGGUGGCCGUACCCGCGGAGAAGGGAACAUCAGUUUAUAUAACAUGGACUUCUCAACACUGGGAUGACUUCCAGGUCUGACUGCCCAGAAUCAAAAUCUCCACAGACCGACUUUAGCCAGCCCUCCGGCACCUCCACAGCGGCCCCAAAUCCAAGAGUAACAACACCUUGCACCUGGGUAGGCUUCAAAAAAAAAAAAAAAAAAAAAAAAAAGCUAAAUCUCUGAGUGUUGCCUGUGACCGGACGCCGCUAGGGGCAUGACAGGAGUUCCCACUUUCACUCUGAGGUACACAGGGCUUUCCACCCCACGAGGCCAGAGAGCCGCACUCAAGGUCCCGGGCGGGUUGCUCUUCCUCACAGGCUGCUUCUGGGACGGCGGCCACCUGUACCGAGAGGACCAACCGUCGCCCGCGCCGGGUCUCCGUUGCCUCAACUGGCUGGCCGCGGAAGGCGGCCGCGGGUCACCCCCCGAGCCCAGCCCCGGCAACCACAACUACUGCCGGAACCCGGACCAGGACCCGCGCGGGCCCUGGUGCUACAUCAGCAGCGACACCGGCGUCCCUGAGAAGCGGCUUUGCGAAGACGUGCGCUGUCCAGCUCCAGAGACGGCUUCCCAAGCACCACCAGCUGCUACAACCGAGCUGGAAGAGAAGUCUGAGGCUCCAGGUGACAAAGAGGCACAGGUGUUUCCUCCUGCUAAUGUCCUGCCAGCCAGGAGCGAGGCAGCAGAGGUGCAGUCAGUGAUUGGCAUCAGUCAGCGCGUGAGGAUGAAUUCCAAGGAGAAGAAGGAUCUGGGAACUCUGGGCUACGUGCUGGGCAUUACUAUGAUGGUGAUCAUCAUUGCCAUCGGAGUUGGCAUCAUCCUGGGCUACACUUACAAGAGGGGGAAGGACCUGAAAGAGCAACAUGAGCAGAAAUCAUGUGAGCGGGAGAUGCAGCGAAUCACCCUGCCCCUGUCUGCCUUCACUAACCCUACCUGUGAGAUCAUGGAUGAGAAGACCAUUGUCGUACACAGCAACCAGACUCCCGCUGACCCUCAGGAGGGCAGCACCCUCCUUGUGAGCCACGCUGGCACCCCUGGGGCCUGAGCCCCUUCAAUGGGCAGGAGCCCAUGAAGACACUGGUACAGGACAGGCCACACUCUUGCAGCUGGGAGGAGCUAUAUUUUGUGUUGUGGUUAAAACCCUAUCCCAUUUUUCUUUUGAGCGGGAGACAAGACUCCUCAUGACACAAGCAGAAGCAGGGAGCAUUAUGGGUGAGUGUGAGGAGGCUGGGUAGGGUCCCUCAGUGCUCCUUUGCUAUCCCUUGGAGUGGACUUGCCCCUGGAUAGCGACUGCCACAGUGGUGCUGUGGCAAAUAAGGGCUUCCACAUUGCCUGACCCAGGGAAAGACAGGGAGCUGGCGAGGCUCCUCUAUGCUGUACACCUAAGGUGGCCUCAGUCUCUGCCUUUCCAUUCGUCACCCAGGAACUUGAGUGGCGUAUACUGUUAUUCAUAGUUAAGGUCAAACAGGUCGUGCACGAGGCAGCAUUUAUAUAUAUAGUAUUUGGGAUGGAAGGUCCCUUCUGACUUCUGAGAACCAGAAGUGAAUUUGUACACGAGUCAGAACUUGGGCUGCAAAUGGGUUCUGGAUGAGGGCUGCUGGGCGUGCUCCAGCUUGCUGGUAGUGUUGUGCCUUGACAACUCUGGGCCAGGCCUGGGCCCAAGGGACUCUUCCUGCUCUGUAAGGAAAGAAAGGGAAGAAUUGCACUAAACAUUCCGCUGAGGAAGACACACAAGGGCCUGCUUCUGCCUCCAGCUUCAGACUUUGGUAUCCAGAUGGUCUCUCUCCAUUUUGUGCUGAUAAGAGAAUAACCAGUCCACCCAUGGGAAUUACACAUAUCAGCGUCUGUGAACCUAGAGUAGGCCCAGAGGCUAGGUAGCAAAGGCAUGGAGGGGCUUGCCUUCACAAUACAUCUUGGCUCACAGGCAGCCUGAUGGCCUCCAGGCCAGUGCCUUCCAUAGGGCUAGGAUUGCAACCUAUACAAAACAAUCACUGAAGCACUGGGAAGGACCUUAUGGGGUUCCAAGUUUCAGACACAGGGUCUCCAGAGAGGGAAAAGUGUCUGCAUCAAAGCAAAAUCUGGAUGGCCAGGGGUGCCCAGCUUCCUGGCCUGGGCAGUGUUCCCCAACCAGACGCCCUCUACCGCCCACCACAGAGAGGGGUGGGUGCGGCCCACUCCCUUCCCCGGGCCGCUCUCUGGAGCCAUCUGUUGAGGGGGCCUAGACCUCAGGGUUCCCAUGGUGGAACUGACUAUGGGAAAGAGAAGAGUACUACUUCCGACUUUUCUAUGAAAGUAUUUCUCUGUGUAUGUUUUAUAUACCUCAUUCUGACACCUGUGUAUGAACUGUGGGAAACUGCUCUGCAUUUGACUUAUAUAAACACAAAACACAA